AUGUUACAGACCCCCUCAUCCUCCGCACCGGCUACUGCGAUGGUUACCGAAGGCGUCGAUAAAUCACAACGAUCACGGCGGAAGAGAAAGGCGGACACUCAGGAUAAUGAACGACUUUCUAAGCGCCUGAGUUUGCUCAACCUUGAGAAGAGCGGGAACAAGCUCUAUGUCCCUGUUGAAGAGCCGACAGCUUCAAUACCGGCCGUUCCUACAUCUUCCUCGAAUACUCCUAAUGUACCCGCGAAUCUUCCAACUCCUGACGAGACUAUGCAAUUAGACGAUUCAAAACACAAAGUAUACAUCUACAAUAUCGACGACGAACUCUCCUCUGAUAGCGAAAGCGAUGAUCCCGGUAAACUCGUCUUCCUCCCUGACAUCGAAAAGCACCUGCGCGCAAACCGCAUCCCUCCAUCUGUGCUGGCCAAUAGUGAAGGUGAAUUGGCAGGCAUGCAGGUUGUUCUUUACAGCGAUCCGAAGUCUUUGACGGUUCCUGAGGAUAAAGAUAGUGUGCGCAAGGCCAUCAUCGAAUCGAGACAGCGCGCAAGAGAACAGCAACGCUUAGAAAGAGAGGGGAAGAUCGAGGUUCCGGCAAUAGAGAACAGCACCGUGAGUAAUGACAUGCCACCAGGCGCAGAUGAUCCAGACGCAAUGGAUCUAGAUUAG
This is a messenger RNA of Fusarium coffeatum, 663 nucleotides long. RefSeq lists its product as uncharacterized. Lineage: Eukaryota; Fungi; Ascomycota; Sordariomycetes; Hypocreales; Nectriaceae. The record is from RefSeq and is a predicted model, not a curated record. The transcript is spliced from 2 exons. Bases 1 to 663 code for a protein of 220 amino acids.